AUGGCGAUCGAGACGGAGCCCGCCGCGCCGCCCGACCUCCUGGGCCCCCCGGUAGUGCGCGGCGCGCGCCCGCCCGCCGACCCCGCGUCGCACCCCUUCCUCGACCUCCUCGACGCGGCCUUCAACGCGCCGUCGGACGCGGAGAUCAAGGCGGCGCUGACGCUGACACCGUGGCGGGCACGGGCGCUGACGCCGUGGCGGGCGCUCACGGAGAACUACUCGCUCGCGUACGCCAACUCGGGCAACCCCUGCCUCGACUUCUUCUUCCAGGUGGUGCCCGACACGCCAGCCGAGCGCGUGCGCGGCCUGCUCGCCGCCGCCUGGGCCCACGACGCGCUCACGGCGCUCAAGCUCGCCUGCAACCUCCGCGGCGUCCGCGGCACCGGCAAGUCGGACAAGGAGGGCUUCUACGCGGCCGCGCUCUGGAUGCACGAGCACCACCCCCGGACGCUCGCCUGCAACAUCGCCGCGCUCGCCGAGUUUGGCUACCUCAAGGACUUCCCCGAGCUGCUCUUCCGCCUCAUCCACGGCCCCGACGUGCGCAAGGUUGCCAAGGCAGGCGGCCGCCGAGGCCGAGAAAGCGCGGAAGAAGGAGAAGGCGCUCGGCCACAGGCGGGCGGCCCUCCGCACCAGGUUGGCCAGCCGGCGGAGAAGGAGAAGGCGCUCGGCCGCAGGCGGGCGGCCCUCCGCACCAGGUUGAGCAAGGCCCUAGUGGUUGAGGCCGUCCCUGUCUCCGUCGCGGUCCCGGAGGCAGCCGAUCAGAAGCCGGAGGCGAUGGAGGCCGUCCCUGACCCCGUCGCGGUCCCGGAGGCAGCCAAGCAGAAGCCGGAGGCGAUGGAGGCCGUCCCUGACCCCGUCGCGGUCCCGGAGGCAGCCGAGCAGAAGCCGGAGGUGAUGGAGGUGGAUCAGAAGAAGACCUCCCCACGUAAGCCGGAGAUGUCCAAGAAGGUCUGGAAGGUUGCCAAGCUCGCCGUGCAGUCGCUGGAGACGUACUACGGCGACCGGGCAUACCGUUUCCUGUUCGACGCCGUCGCAGACUUCUUCGCCGCGCUCCUCACCUCGGACCUCGAACAGCUUUCCCACGGCGGGAAGACGAUGAAGAUCGGGCUCGCCGCCAAGUGGUGUCCCACGCCGGGCUCGUCGUUCGACCGCACCACGCUGCUCUGCGAGGCCAUCGCUCGUCGCCUCUUCCCGCGCGACUCUGACCCCGAGUACGCCCAACUCUCGGACGAGCACUACACGUACUGCGCCCUCCACCGCCUCCGCCAUCAGGUGCUCGUGCCGCUGCGCAAGGUCCUGAAGCUUCCGGAGGUGUACAUGAGCGCGCAGCGGUGGUCCGAGCUCCCCUACACUCGAGUGGCCUCGGUGGCCAUGAGGCGCUACAAGUUCCUGUUCAAGAAGCACGACGAGGUGCGCUUCGGCAGGUACCUGGAUGACGUGAAGGCCGGCAAGGCCAAGAUCUCGGCGGGCGCGCUCCUGCCACACGAGAUCGCCGCGGCCGCACUCCGUGGCCAGGAGGACGACGUCUCGGAGCUUCAGUGGCGCCGCAUGGUGGAGGACCUCCGCUCCAAGGGGUUGCUGCGCAACUGCAUCUCCGUCUGCGACGUGUCCGCCAGCAUGGAUGGCAACCCGAUGGAGGUGUGCAUCGCGCUGGGGGUGCUCACGUCGGAGCUCAGCGAGAGGCCGUGGAAGGGCAAGGUGACGUUCCAUUCAAGGCCCUCGAUCCACCUGAUCAAAGGCAAUACCCUGCGGGAGAAGAUGAAGUUCGUGGAGCGCUUGGAGUGGGGCGGGAGCACCAACUUCCAAGGGGUGUUUGACCAGAUCCUCUGCACGGCCGUGGACGCCGGACUCGCGCCGGAGAAGAUGAUCAGGACCGUGUUCGUGUACAGCGACAUGGAGUUCAACAUGGCGUCAGGCGCCUACUACGGCGGGGAACCGUCGUGGGACAGUGACUACGAGGUGAUCUGCAAGAAGUUCAGGGCCGCCGGCUACGGCGACGUGGUGCCGCAGAUCGUCUUCUGGAACCUGCGCGACUCCAGUUCGAUGCCGGUGACGUCGACCCAGCCCGGGGUGGCCAUGGUGAGCGGCUUCUCCAAGAACAUCCUCAAGAUCUUCCUGCAGAAUGACGGCGUGGUGAACCCCGAGGCCAUCAUGAUGCAGGCCAUCGCCGGCGACGAGUAG
This is a messenger RNA of Triticum dicoccoides, 2181 nucleotides long. RefSeq lists its product as uncharacterized. The record is from RefSeq and is a predicted model, not a curated record. NCBI's taxonomy places the organism in Eukaryota, Viridiplantae, Streptophyta, Magnoliopsida, Poales, Poaceae. Bases 1 to 2181 code for a protein of 726 amino acids. The transcript is spliced from 2 exons.